AUGGCGGGGGAGGCGAGCGUGCAAGACGCGGAGCAGUGGUUCUUCUUCUGCCCCCGGGCUGAGAGGGAGCUGCGCGGCGGCCGGCCAGCGCGCACCACUCCGUCCGGGUACUGGAAGGCCACGGGCUCGCCGUCCUGCGUCUUCUCCUCCUCCUCCUCCUCCUCAGCCGCCGCCGGUAACAGCAAGGUCAUCGGGGUGAAAAGGACCAUGGUCUUCUACCAGGGCCGUGCGCCCACGGGGGCCAAGACCACGUGGAAGAUGAACGAGUAUAAGGCUGUCGCCGCCGACGACGACCUCAGGAACGAAUUCAGCGUGUGCCGGCUCUACAUCAGCACGGGGACACUAAGGUCCUUCGAUCGCCGGCCCCUCAAUACUUCCGGCAACGGUCAAGCGGCGGCCCGCCGGCAUGCACCGUCGGCAGCCAACACCGCAAGUAUCGGACAAGCCGACAACUAUCAAGGCUGGAGCACGCUGGUGACCACCAGUACAGCUGAUGUUGACAAUUUCUGCUUCGACAUGAAUCUCAAUCAACUGUAG
Molecule: messenger RNA, 537 nt
Organism: Triticum turgidum subsp. durum (durum wheat)
Lineage: Eukaryota; Viridiplantae; Streptophyta; Magnoliopsida; Poales; Poaceae
Source: the annotation of a GenBank genome assembly